Messenger RNA from Gracilinanus agilis (Agile Gracile Mouse Opossum), 2768 nucleotides. It is a transcript of the gene EXOC5, whose product is annotated as exocyst complex component 5. The transcript is spliced from 18 exons. Lineage: Eukaryota; Metazoa; Chordata; Mammalia; Didelphimorphia; Didelphidae. The record is from RefSeq and is a predicted model, not a curated record. Gene Ontology annotation, cellular component: exocyst; cytoplasm. Gene Ontology annotation, biological process: Golgi to plasma membrane transport; exocytosis. The coding region runs from base 178 to 2304 and encodes 708 amino acids.
UUCACGCCCUGGUGGGCCGGUUGGGGCAGCGACCGUGCUGGGGGCGGCGGACUCAUUGGCGGGCUGUACGGAGCGCCCAGGAAGCGAAGCAUGUAAAGUGGGAGGCCAAGUCACGGGGAUAAAAAGGGGAUUCUCCUGCGUGGCAAGAGACAAGGCGGACAGUCCCAGUCCGUCGGCAUGGCUACUACGGCGGAGCUGUUUGAGGAGCCUUUUGUGGCAGAUGAGUACAUUGAACGUUUGGUAUGGAGAACUCCUGGAGGAGGCUCUCGAGGAGGCCCUGAAGCUUUUGAUCCCAAAAGAUUGCUAGAAGAAUUUGUAAACCACAUUCAAGAACUUCAGAUAAUGGAUGAAAGGAUUCAGAGGAGGGUAGAGAAACUAGAGCAGCAAUGUCAGAAAGAAGCCAAGGAAUUUGCUAAGAAAGUACAAGAACUCCAGAAAAGCAAUCAGGUUGCCUUCCAACAUUUCCAAGAAUUAGACGAGCACAUCAGCUAUGUAGCAACUAAGGUCUGUCACCUUGGCGACCAGCUGGAGGGGGUAAACACACCACGGCAACGAGCUGUGGAAGCUCAGAAACUGAUGAAAUACUUUAAUGAGUUUCUAGAUGGAGAGUUGAAGUCUGAUGUUUUUAAAAAUGCUGAAAAGAUAAAGGAAGCAGCUGACAUUAUUCAAAAGUUACACCUAAUUGCCCAGGAGUUACCCUUUGAUAGAUUCUCUGAAGUGAAAUCAAAAAUAGCAAGUAAGUAUCAUGAUUUAGAAUGCCAACUUAUUCAGGAGUUUACCAAUGCCCAAAAAAGAGGUGAAAUCUCCAGAAUGAGAGAAGUGGCAGCAGUUUUACUUCACUUUAAGGGUUAUUCCCACUGUGUUGAUGUAUAUAUAAAGCAAUGUCAAGAGAAUACUAAUUUGAGAAGUGAUAUAUUUGAAGAUACAGCAAUACUCUGCCAACGUGUAAACAAACAAGUUGGAGAUAUAUUUAGUAGUCCAGAAACAGUACUGGCCAAACUUAUACAAAAUGUGUUUGAAAUCAAACUACAGAGUUUUGUGAAAGACCAGUUAGAAGAAUGUAGGAAGUCUGAUGCAGAACAGUAUCUUAAAAAUCUCUAUGAUCUUUAUACAAGAACUACCAAUCUUUCCAGCAAGUUGAUGGAGUUUAACUUAGGUACUGAUAAACAGACUUUCUUGUCUAAGCUUAUCAAAUGCAUUUUCAUUUCCUAUUUGGAGAAUUAUAUUGAGGUGGAGAUUGGUUAUUUGAAAAGCAGAAGUGCUAUGAUCCUACAACGCUACUAUGAUUCAAAAAACCAUCAGAAGAGAUCCAUUGGCACCGGAGGUAUUCAAGAUCUGAAAGAGAGAAUCAGACUACGGACCAACUUACCACUUGGGCCCAGUAUUGAUACACAUGGUGAAACCUUCCUCUCCCAAGAAGUAGUGGUUAAUCUUUUGCAGGAAACCAAACAAGCAUUUGAAAGAUGUCAUAGGCUUUCUGACCCAUCUGAUUUGCCAAGGAAUGCCUUUAGAAUUUUUACUGUUCUUGUGGAAUUUUUAUGUAUUGAACAUAUUGAUUAUGCCUUGGAAACAGGACUUGCUGGAAUUCCUUCUUCAGAUUCUAAAAAUGCAAAUCUCUACUUUUUGGAUGUUGUGCAACAAGCCAACACUAUUUUUCACCUUUUUGACAAGCAGUUUAAUGAUCACCUUAUGCCACUGAUAAGCUCGUCUCCUAAGUUAUCUGAAUGCCUUCAGAAGAAAAAAGAUAUAAUUGAACAAAUGGAGAUGAAACUGGAUACUGGUAUUGAUAGGACUCUGAAUUGUAUGGUUGGACAGAUGAAGCAUAUCUUGACUGCAGAACAAAAAAAGACUGACUUUAAACCAGAAGAUGAAAAUAAUGUUCUGAUUCAAUACACUAAUGCAUGCGUUAAAGUCUGUGGUUAUGUCAGGAAGCAAGUGGAAAAGAUUAGGAAUUCUAUGGAUGGGAAGAAUGUGGACACAGUUUUGAUGGAAUUUGGAGUACGUUUUCAUCGACUUAUUUAUGAACAUCUUCAACAAUAUUCCUACAGUUGUAUGGGUGGCAUGUUAGCAAUUUGUGAUGUAGCCGAAUAUAGGAAAUGUGCCAAAGACUUCAAGAUCCCACUGGUAUUACAACUUUUUGAUACCCUGCAUGCUCUUUGCAACCUUCUGGUAGUGGCCCCAGAUAACUUAAAGCAGGUCUGCUCUGGAGAACAACUUGCUAAUCUGGACAAGAACAUCCUUCACUCCUUUGUGCAGCUCCGGGCUGACUAUCGGUCUGCCCGCUUGGCUCGGCACUUCAGCUGAGGUUGAGUUUGAAAGAGAAAAUUGAUGUACUUUGGCUAAGCCUUGAUUUUUAGAAAGCACACAGAGGAUUCCUUACCGAUUAGCUACAUUUUUACAGGAAAAUGACUAUUCAGAACAAUAUGGCAGCCAUAUUGAAACUCAGAAUUUUAUUAGGGGAAAUGGAGAUUGAUAGUAACAUUUUGCAAUUUUUUUCUCUAAUGAUUUCAGCCAACUCUUGUAUUAUAAAUUACUUGUCACUGUUUUCACCAUUGGAGGUGUUUAUGUGGGAAGGCAAGUAAAAUAUUACCAGCAUUCCUCUUUGUUCUUUAUGGAUUCUAUUUGGAGACUUUAACUAUGAUGUUUUUAGCACAGGUGAUGGCUGACAGCUGAAACUCAUUUGUUCACCAGUUAUUUAUUUCUUCACUAUAACCAAUCAUUAAUCAAAUUCUUUUAGGUGUUUAUAAAUAAAUUUCCAUUAUCCAACA